Fusarium sp. VM40 is the source of this 1713-nucleotide messenger RNA. Lineage: Eukaryota; Fungi; Ascomycota; Sordariomycetes; Hypocreales; Nectriaceae. The record is from the annotation of a GenBank genome assembly.
AUGGACGGCCCAACUUUGCAAAGCAGCAAUGCGGAAGUAUCUCCAUCGAUUGCGCAACAAAGCGCUGGUACAAAACUCCAGUCAGAAAGGAAAAUUAAGCCCAGACCACCAGUGGGAGGUAUAGAGGCACUAGAACUUCAGAUUGAUGAGCCCAAACAGAAGAAAUCGCUAGCCUUUAAGCUCGCAUUUAUGGGGCUCGCUGCCACACUCUUUGUGUUUCAGAUGGAUGCGACAGCACUUGGCAUUGCUCUUCCAUCCAUAGCGAACGACCUUGGAGGCUCGAGUCUGGAGUCUUUCUGGGCCAAUUUAUCCUACACUCUAUGUGGCCUGGUGAUGCAACCUGUCUGGGCGAGCAUAUCGGACGCAUUCGGUCGCAAGCCGCCACUCUACGUAUGCAUUGCUCUUUUCUUCAUUGGCUCAAUCGUCUUCGCAGUGGCGCAGAAUAUGAAAACAGUCAUCGUGGGCCGGGUGCUCCAGGGCUUUGGCGGUGGGGGCAUUGAUGUACUCGUCCAAGUGAUUCUGGCCGAUAUGACAACGCUGGAAGAGCGCUCAACUUACCUGGGCUUGAUGGGCAUCCCGAACGCAGUUGGUAACAUUCUAGGGCCGUCGGUUGGUGCACUGUUUGCAUCCUAUGCCAGCUGGCGGUGGAUUGGAUGGGUGAAUCUCCCGAUUCUUGGAGUGGGUACGCCUUUGUUGGUCUUCUUCCUCAAACUCCGAUCAGUCACUCACGACGCUUCGCUGGCUCGCAAUAUCGAACGCCUCGACUGGAUCGGUAUGGGCUUGGUUGUCUCCGGCAUCACGGUAUUUGUGCUGCCGCUCAGUUGGGCUGGGUCGCUGUUCCCCUGGGCGUCUUGGCAAACCCUGGUAUCUAUGCUGCUAGGAGUCGCGGUGAUUGUGACCUUUGUCUUUUAUGAGGCCAAGCCAGCGGCACCAAUCAUGCCUCAUCGGCUUUUUCAUUCGAUAACCGCCAACAUGACGUUACUGGGUGGUUUCAUUCACGGGGCCGUUCUUGUUUCCCUGCUGCAGUACCUUCCGUUGAUUUACCAAGCGGUUUACCUGGAAACUGCAAUCAAAUCGGCUGUCCUACUUUUACCUACUUCCAUUGUCAGUGUAGUAAUCGCAGUGUUUUCUAUGAUGAUGGUGCCAUUAUUUGGCGGCUAUACUUGGCUACUGAGGCUGUCAUGGGUGUUGUUAACGUUGGGAACCGGCAUCAUGGCUCUUUUUAGCGUGGACUCGUCAUCUUCAGCGCUAUUUGGACUUCCGGUGAUAUGGGGAGUAGGUGUUGCUCUUCUACGCCUCAAUCUGCUACCUAUGCAGGCCAGUGUCAAGGACGUUGACGACACCGGCGUUGCUAUCGGUCAAUAUUUCACCAUUCGUAUGUUUGGGGGCCUAUUUGGAUUGACCAUUGCAUCUGCAAUCUUUAACACCGCCUUUUCGAGUAGUAUCGUGUCUACCUCAGUACAGCUAGAAGGACCACUGGCCCCUUUGAAGGACACUUCGAAUGCGAUCGCUUUCAUCAAGGAGCUUAGGCCGCUGGCGAAGGAGGUUUCUAGAAAUACCCUCGUUAAAGUUCUAGUCGCAUACCUCACCAGUUUCCGGGUCAUAUUCUACACUAUGACGGGUCUUAGUGGUCUUGGACUACUGACUUCAUUUUUCCUUCGAGAGAUUGAUCUCAAAAGUCAAGGUCGUGGAACUCAACGAUUCGAAGAUUAA